Messenger RNA from Cryptomeria japonica (Japanese cedar), 1523 nucleotides. Its product is annotated as phosphoglucan phosphatase LSF2, chloroplastic. Gene Ontology annotation, cellular component: chloroplast. Lineage: Eukaryota; Viridiplantae; Streptophyta; Pinopsida; Cupressales; Cupressaceae. Gene Ontology annotation, molecular function: protein tyrosine/serine/threonine phosphatase activity; starch binding; carbohydrate phosphatase activity. The record is from RefSeq and is a predicted model, not a curated record. The transcript is spliced from 4 exons. Gene Ontology annotation, biological process: protein dephosphorylation; starch catabolic process. The coding region runs from base 138 to 986 and encodes 282 amino acids.
GCACUUUAUCAGCAGCCAUCCAUGUCAUUUUCUGCAUACCAUCGUAAUGAGUGUGAACUUCAGAGUAUUUGUUCAAUUCAUCGCAAGAGAGAAAUGAAGCCAAACUAGAUUGCAGUACAAGUUCGUUGAAUUUGAGAAUGGCUUCCACUCUAAGCCAAAGCUUGAAAUGGAUUCCUUCAGGAUCUAACCUCUGCUAUGCAAGAUCCCAAGACCCUGCAGUCGGAACAAGUAGGAGGAUCCGCGUUACUGUUCACCCUGCCAAAAUCAGAGGGAAGAAAAAAAUCAUGGCCUCCCUGAGCCCAACAGAAAACAAGACGGUUUCUCUCAGCCCAACAGAAGACAAGACGGAUCAAUAUAACAAAGAAAUGCAGCGUCAGAUGAGAAACCCAUACGAAUACCAUCAUGAUCUGGGAAUGCAUUACACUCGUAUCACACCCAAUUUGAUUGUGGGGUCACAGCCUCAAAGUGUUGAGAAUAUUGACAAAUUGAAAGAGGAAGAAGGUGUGUCUGCAAUCUUGAACUUGCAGCAGGAUAAGGAUAUUGAGUAUUGGGGAAUCGAUCUGAAUUCCAUUGUUGGGCGUUGCAAUGAGUUGGGUAUUCGGCAUAUGCGAAGGCCUGCACGGGACUUUGAUCCAGAUUCUUUACGAAAGGAACUGCCGAAGGCAGUAUCUUCUUUACAGUGGGCAAUCUCAAAGGGGGGUACUGUGUAUGUUCACUGCACAGCAGGUCUAGGAAGGGCACCGGCUGUCGCAAUUGCUUAUCUUUUCUGGUUCUGUGACAUGGAUUUAAACACAGCAUAUAAUAUGGUGACAUCAAAGAGGCCUUGUGGGCCAAAGAGGGAUGCAAUCAGAGGUGCCACAUAUGAUCUGGCAAAAAAUGAUCCAUGGAAGGAGCCUUUUGAGAGUCUUCCUGACCAUGCUUUCACAGGUGUUUCAAAUUGGGAAAGAAAGCUAAUUAAAGAUAGAGUCCGUGCCAUUGGUUAUUGAUAUUGGUUAUUGUUUCCAAAUCAGAGAUAAGUAGCUUAAGGUGAAAAGCAUGUGUCCUGAUAUUGGUACAUAAGCAUUUUAAAGAGUCUAUCAUGUCAGAAAUUUUUCUACGUUACACAGGUGGAGUCAGAGCAGGUUUACACGUAGGAGAAAUGAAGGUUCGAUAUGGAUCUGUCAACCAUAUUAAUAUUGUUGCAUUCAUCUCCAGAUAAAGCAUAUUCGUUCUGUAUGUGGGAAAUAUCUAGAAAUAGUAAACACUUUUAAAAUUAUUUAAAUAAACAAUUGAUGUGAAGGGUAUUGCCACAGGAACUUGUUUGGAGCUAUCAAUGCAAUCCAUGGUGAGGCACCAAAUGAAUACUCUUAACUGAAAUAUUCAUGCACAGCGUGCAGGUGUAGGAGAAAUGAAUGUUAGAUAUCUGUCAAUCAUAUGACUAUUGUUACAUUCAAUUUCAGAGGUGGAUGUCCAUUCUCUGUGUACGAAAUAUUUGGAAAGGGUAUACACCUUAAAUUUAUUUUGACUAACAAUUAGUGCGACUA